UUUCAUCUCAUCUCGCAUCUCGUCCCGCAGCUGUUCUGUGGAGAGACUGACGCUCCAGAGCGGACUGUGAGCGCGUCUGCGUGUGUGAGCAUGUCACAGAGGAGCUGCUGCCUCACUCUAUAAUCUCACAGUUAUUUCCACGACUGUGUCUUUGUUUCCUGACCCACUGUUUUCCAAGCUUUUUCUCUCCGUCAUCACCUGGACAUCUCAUCUGUCUCUGUGUCAAGAAGAGGAAUGUUUCAAGUUCACCAGCCGUAGCCAGUGUGCAGCGAGAUGGGCUCAGAGGAGCGAAGUUCAGCCAUGUCACAGAAGAUUUCCUCUUUGUCCCGCAGCAACAGCAGCUCCUCCUCCAAACUUGACAGUCGACAGGACAGCUGGGAAAUAGUGGAGGGCCUGCGUGGAGGCUUCGGCAACAUCCUUGAGCCUCAGAAACAGGAGGGCUAUCUGCUCAAAAGGAGAAAGUGGCCCAUGAAGGGCUGGCAUAAGAGAUACUUUUUUCUGGACAAGGGCAUCUUGAAGUACGGCAAGUGCAGCGCAGAUAUUGAGAAGGGGAAACUACAUGGCUGCAUUGACGUGGGUCUCUCUGUCAUGGCCAUUAAGAAGAAAGCCAAGUGCAUCGAUCUCGACGCCGAGGAAAACAUCUAUCACCUGAAGAUUAAGUCACAGGAGCUUUUUGAUGAAUGGGUUUCCAAGCUGCGUCACCAUCGGCUCUACCGGCAGAAUGAAAUUGCCAUGUACCCUAAUGACAAGUCCUUCUACUAUCCCCACUACCCCUCCCCCAACUCACCCAACUCGCCCAGCAUGGCUAAAAAUGCCUCGAUCAGAAAGUGCGUGUCUAUACGAAGACAGUCCUCAGCUCAUUCUGUAGGAGUCUUCCCUCUCAGCUGCAACAGCCAGGCCAAAGUUACAGCCUGGCUCCAGUCAUCUGACGACAUGGACAAAUGCUCCAAAGACCUGUCCAUCUGUGAUGCCUUCCUGCAGGAGCUCAACCAUUUGCUUCAAAGUAUGGAAGUCCUCCAUCGUACAUAUUCUGCUCCAUCUAUCCAAACCCUGCAGACAUCUACAUUUGACAGCCCCAAGAAGGAGAAGAGAAUUCCUAGGAAAUGGCGCACUAAAAACUACAACAAAGAUGCCAAAACAACGCUGCAGGUGCCCAGCUGCAUCUCCUCUGGCUCUAUUCGCCUCCACGCCUCUAACCCCAACCUCUCCACCGCUGCACUCGCUAAUGACAAGACUGACCACGAAUCACUGGAUUCUGCUUUUGAUGUGGCCAAACUGCAGGAGGACUUCUGUCGCAUUGCCAACAACUUACACACAACCAUGAAAUCAGCCCUCGGCGCACUAACAACUGAGAGAGAGCGAUUGAAGCAGUGCCUGGACCACGAGACGUGUCCCCCGACUUCGCCGCAGGUUGUCGGUUUGAGGAACGCGCUGGCAACAGCUUUAGCCCAGAACUCUGAGCUGAGAGAGCGCCUGUGCAAGAUUCAUGCUGAGUCCCACAUCGUAGAGCCCACACUAAUAAAUCUCACUGCCCCUGCGCAGAAACAGGACUCGGUGGAAGAUUCUCCUCCCCUCGUACACCAGGUGUCCAAUGAGAGCAGAGCUUCAAUUGCAGAGUCUUUGUCCGAGUUUUUUGACGCACAGGAAGUCCUGUUGUCGGCCAGUUCCUCUGAAAAUGAGGUGUCAGAGGAUGACUCAAACAUAAGUGACAUUAGUGACAACAUUUCCAUGGACAACUUCAGCAAUGGGACAGAAAUUGAGAGAUCACACUCAGGGUCUGUAGAAGAAGGUGGCGUCCUCUGUCAGCGCAGAACCUGUUUACCCUCCCCCAGUCCCAACAACAGCAGCAUCAGCCUGUGGAACAUCCUCAGGAACAACAUUGGCAAAGACCUGUCCAAAGUGGCCAUGCCUGUGCAACUUAAUGAGCCUCUCAACACUCUGCAGAGACUGUGUGAGGAGCUGGAGUACAGCGAGCUGCUAGACAGAGCUGCCAACACACAAGACCCUUUUGAGCGUAUGGUGUAUAUAGCUACAUUUGUCGUAUCAGGAUAUGCAUCCACGCACUACAGAACUGGUGGAAAGCCAUUUAACCCCAUUCUGGGAGAGACUUAUGAAUGCGACCGGCCUGAUAAAGGCUUUCAAUUUGUUGCAGAGCAAGUCAGCCAUCAUCCGCCCAUCUCAGCUUGCCAUGCAGAGUCUAAAAAUUUUGUCUUCUGGCAAGAUGUGAGGUGUAAGAACAAGUUCUGGGGCAAGUCGAUGGAGAUUGUUCCUGUGGGUACGACUCAUGUAACCCUGCCUGAAUUUGGAGACCACUAUGAGUGGAACAAGGUGACGUCCUGUAUCCAUAAUAUUCUCAGUGGGCAGCGCUGGAUCGAGCACUAUGGGGAAGUCACCAUCCGAAACUCCAACAGUGAUGUCUGCCAGUGCAAGAUUACUUUUGUGAAGGCAAAAUACUGGAAUUCCAGUGUGAAUGAGGUGGAGGGAACCAUCACAGACCAGAAAGGGAAGGUCAUCAACAGACUCUUUGGGAAGUGGAAUGAGGCAGUUUUCUGUGGGGAUCCGCCUUCAGCCACAUGCGUCUGGAGAGCAAAUUCAAUGCCAGUUGACCAUGAACAAUAUUAUGGUUUUACCAAGUUUGCGAUGGAACUGAAUGAGUGUGAUGCAUCUCUGCAACUGCUGCUGCCACCCACAGACACCAGGCUACGCGUAGACCAAAGAUUGCUGGAGGAAGGAAACUUGGAGGCUGCAGAGGAGGAGAAACACAGGAUUGAACAGCUGCAGAGAGAAAGACGGCGAGUCCUCGAGGAGAACAACUCAACACACGAGCCUCGUUUCUUCAGAUGGUCAAAGGAUGACACCUGGGUGAGCAACAACACGUACUGGGAGAUGAGGAAAGAACCCGGCUUCACCCACAUAGAUUUUCCUAAGCUGUGGUGACCAUGGGAAUGCAGUUGACAUACAUUUCAACCUGCUCAGCCUCUACUGUGACCCAGACUGGUGCUGAUGAUGCCAGUCUUGCCAUCCACAUCCAGUGCUGUCUUCUUUAUUGCGGUUCAUGAAAGUCAUUGCCUUAAUCGAAGUGCUUAAAAGUGCAACUUGUUUAUGCAAGUAUAUUAUGAGAAGGUUUAUCAUUUUAAACUGGUUCUAUCCUGGACAACUAAAACUGAGAAAAUUAAAACAAUUCGUUAUAAACCGUGAUAAAUGCAUUUCAUAUCAUUUCACGAAUGGUCACUUUAGUUUGUGUCCCCUCAUGGACAUUCUCUACCUCUUAGAUUAACUCGCUUUGAUAUGCCAGUAAUUACGUUUGUAUACGCAUCUAAUAUUUAUUCUGCAGUUGCCUGAUGCCUUACUGGUUGUACUCAUAUUGUUGUACUUAAUUUGUUUUGUUGCUUCUGUUUUUUUGUAUGUUUUGUAAGGAGUUGUAAACAGUUGUUCACAUGAUCGGUCAUCCUCACUGUUUCUCUCUGUCUCAUAAACAUAAUCACUGCUUUUCUGCUGUGUUUGACUGUGAUGUAGAUGAUUGUGCAGCUACAGUAUGAGCAGCAGUAGCAAACAUCAAAUCCAGCUAUUAUGCAUUGCACCAUUAUCCGAAUGGACUGCGUGGAGGGAUUUUGUGGCCAAACAGGUUGGAAACUUUGCUUGACGAUGCAUUAAAUAAAAUCUGUGAUGCUUUCUCUCUGCGGA
Messenger RNA from Solea solea (common sole), 3684 nucleotides. RefSeq names its product oxysterol binding protein-like 3b (gene osbpl3b). The transcript has 23 exons. NCBI's taxonomy places the organism in Eukaryota, Metazoa, Chordata, Actinopteri, Pleuronectiformes, Soleidae. Gene Ontology annotation, molecular function: cholesterol binding. The record is from RefSeq and is a predicted model, not a curated record. The coding region runs from base 274 to 2937 and encodes 887 amino acids. Gene Ontology annotation, cellular component: perinuclear endoplasmic reticulum; cytosol; plasma membrane.